CGCAAGCGCGCACGCUCGCUGGAGCGUCUUCUGAAGAGCGGCAAGCUUCCCGAGUCGGCGCGCGCUCAGAAGGAGAACGAGCUCGCGGAGCUGCUGCAGCAGGCGCAGCGGACAAAGCGGGUCGAGCGCGAGAAGCUCAACAGCAGAAAGUACCACGGCGUCAAGUUUUUCGAGCGGCGCAAGCUCGAGCGGCGGAUCGAGUCGCUCAAGCGGAAGCUGGGCGACGGCUCGAGCGGCGGCGGCGAGGCGGAGCGCCUCGAGGAGCAGCUGCGGACCGCCGAGCACGACCGGCUGUACGUGCUGCACUUUCCGCGCAACAAAAAGUACCUGUCGCUCUUCCCAUCCUCGGACGCGGACAACGAGGCGGUGGCGAAGCUGCGGAAGAAGAUCCGCGACCGGAUCGUCCGGCAGGCCGAGGCGGGCAAG
Emiliania huxleyi CCMP1516 is the source of this 426-nucleotide messenger RNA. RefSeq lists its product as hypothetical. Gene Ontology annotation, biological process: maturation of SSU-rRNA from tricistronic rRNA transcript (SSU-rRNA, 5.8S rRNA, LSU-rRNA). The record is from RefSeq and is a predicted model, not a curated record. The transcript has a single exon. Gene Ontology annotation, cellular component: nucleolus; preribosome, small subunit precursor. NCBI's taxonomy places the organism in Eukaryota, Haptophyta, Isochrysidales, Noelaerhabdaceae. The annotation marks the transcript as partial.